AUGGAUGAUUUAGCAACUCUGCACUUGAAACUGAAAUCAGUGCCACAACCUCUUACACAAACAGAAAUGGAGACACUGGAUAAAAUUAUAUGUGCUCUUAAAAGCAAAGAUACUAAAAAUUCAGACAGUAUUCGUCCAUUAGAUAAACCAGAGUUCAAAUGGAUAGAAAAAGCCGAAAAUUUCAAGUUCAACCAAGAAAGUCCAGAAACAAUUUCAUCAACAGAAUACGAAACUUCGAAUACAAUUGUUGUAGAUAAAAGCUCUUUAGAUGGAGUUAAUUCUAUUACCACGGCUAUCCAAAUGGCUAAGGAUAAUACAACAAUCAUCGUAGAAAAAGGUAUUUAUUCCGAUAAUAUUAUCUCUGACAAGACAAUUCAUAUAAUUGGUCGUGAAGGAGCGAAAUUACUAAAUCAGCACAUAGAAGUUAAGAGUGGUUUAUUAACAAUUAAAGGUUUCUCCAUUAAAUCAGAUUUAGAUAUCGUUUCUAUCAUAGAUGGUACAUUUGCAAUGAAAGAUUGCACCUUGGAGUCAUCAUCUAUGAAAGCAUGCAUCAAUGUCGGACCGAAUACAUCUCUCGAAAUUCAAAAUUGCUCUAUCGUAACUACAAAAGCUAUUGAUGCCGCUCCUGGUACGAUUGUUACAAUUAUCUCCUCAUCUAUAGUAGGAAAUAACCACUUUUUCAAGUCAGAUGUCAGGUUUAUUCACUCAAAAUUUUCUCAUCCCUCCGGUAUUUGCUUUGAAGCCUCAUCAACCAGCGCAAAAGUCGAUAGAUGCCUUAUACAAGAUUGCCGUGAUAUCGCUUUCUCAUUACGUGAACACAGCUCGAUCAGUUUAGAAACAACCGAAUUUUCGAACAUAAAAGGCGCAGGUAUUCUUUUACAUAGCCAGUCGCAGAUGAUCUGUAAGAACAUAAGAAUAUUCAAUUGCGCCAAAGCUGGUUUAAUUAUUUCUCGUGGAGCCUCAGGCGAAGUUACAGGUUCCGUAAUUUGCAAUUGCAGGUUAUCAGGAUGCGAAGUUCUUUACAGCGCCCAGUUAACUCUUAACGAAUCUUGGAUAUCUGAUGUCAAAGGCUCAUGUAUCUUCUGUGAAGACCGCUCGAUGAUUUCUACGACAAGAUCGGUAAUCUCAUCUGCAGGAGGCCACGGAGUUGAAGCAGGAAAUGGCUGCGUUCUCAGAUUAAAAGAUACUUUAUGCAGCAACUGCAAUGGAACAGGAAUCCUUGCAAGCUCAUCAAACCUGACGGCCCAGAUGUGCGAGUUCAGCGGCCACAAGGAAGCUUGUAUCUUCGGAGAAGACGCAAUUAUCGAAUUAACAAACUGUGCAGUUUGCAAAGGUAAGAGCGAUGGCAUAUUUACUGAACCAGGAAGUACUAUCAGUAUUAACGCUUGCUACUUCUCAGGAUGCAUGGGAAAUCACAUUUUCUCUCGUCAACCAAAAGAUACGAAGAUUGUCGAAUCAACCUUCUUAGAAUCAAUAUAUACAGUUGCUGGAGAGCCUAAAUCAUUCGAAGAAAUCAAGUUUGAUAAAACUCGUCAAAUCCAAUAUCUUAUUUUCGGCGGUUUGACUUUCGAUAGUGCAGAUAUGAUCAUUAUUGAUUCCUGCUAUAUUUGUAGGAACAUGAUCCGCAUGCUUGGCGUUAAAAAUGGCAUUAUUACUCAAUCUCAUAUUAUUUAUGCCAUUUCUAAGCAUCCGAAGGAGCCAACUCGUACUGUAGAAAUUUCUGAUGAGUCAUCUGUCACUAUAGAAAGCUCUUCCAUUGAUCAGACAAGUAUCACAACUAAUAAUGCCAAAUUAGCAAUUAGAAAAUGCACUAUAACUAACUCAGGCAACUUUGCAUUACAAGGAGCCAACAGUGCUAAACUUAUUAUAGAAAAUAACGAGUUUUCAGAUUGCAGAUCUAUUUCUACGAUCAAAGACAACACAAACAUUAUUUUCUCAUACAACAAUGUUAAGAAUGUCAAGAGAUCGAAGAAUGCUGCAAAAGCAGGUGAAACAUCAACACUUAGAAGUGCAAAUCUGCAGAGAACUAAGGCAAUUAACAUUAAAGAGUUCUCGUCUGGAACAAUUGAAGGAAACUUUUUCAGCGGUGAUUAUGACUAUGCAAUAUUUAUUGAUGGACAGUCUAAAGUCGACUGCCUGACAAACCAAGUCCAAACGGGUACUAAAGGUGGCAUUAUUUAUGCGGGAAUGAGUUAUGGAAGAUGCGAAGAAAAUGAGUUCUCUGGUAAGGUAACUCAGAUAGAAUUUAUCCACAAGUUUACUCCUGCUCAACCUAUCUAA
Molecule: messenger RNA, 2280 nt
Organism: Trichomonas vaginalis G3
Lineage: Eukaryota; Parabasalia; Trichomonadida; Trichomonadidae
Product: pectin lyase-like family
Exons: 1
Coding region: 1-2280 (759 amino acids)
Biological process (GO): ubiquitin-dependent protein catabolic process; regulation of apoptotic process; protein ubiquitination
Source: RefSeq, a predicted model, not a curated record